Rhincodon typus (whale shark) is the source of this 316-nucleotide messenger RNA. RefSeq names its product exportin-7-B-like. The transcript has 3 exons. The record is from RefSeq and is a predicted model, not a curated record. Gene Ontology annotation, cellular component: nuclear pore; cytoplasm. Gene Ontology annotation, biological process: protein export from nucleus. The coding region runs from base 50 to 316 and encodes 88 amino acids. Gene Ontology annotation, molecular function: nuclear export signal receptor activity; small GTPase binding. Lineage: Eukaryota; Metazoa; Chordata; Chondrichthyes; Orectolobiformes; Rhincodontidae.
CGCUGUCUCAGGACUGUCUCCGCCCCCUGCUCCCCGCUGGACGUGGAAGAUGGCGGCUUCUCAGGCCCAGGAUUUGGCACAGUUGGAGAUAAUUUGUAAGCAGCUUUAUGAGGCCACAGAUCCAGUCCAACGAUUACAAGCAGAGAAAGCCUUGGUUGACCUUACUGAGAGCCCUGAAUGUCUCAGCAAAUGCCAGCUCCUGCUGGAGCAAGGAACAACUUCAUAUGCUCAACUGCUGGCAGCAACAUGCCUUACGAAGCUCGUGACUCGGGUGAAUCCAUUGUCACUGCAGCAAAGAAUUGACAUCAGUGAGUAG